AUGUUGCGCACGCUGAGCCGUCCGGGCGUGAAGCACGUCCUGUCCACGCCAAGCCUGCGGGCACAUGCAUCGGCGAUGGAGUCUGUGCCUCCGAUCCACACGCGCUCGCUCGUGUCGACCGUGCUGCUCACGGCCGACGGGUACGAGAGCAAGCAGGUCGUGGAGCUGCGCGCGCUCCUGCGCCAGCGCGGCCUCACCACCUCGGGCCGCAAGGCCGAGCUUGUGCAGCGCCUGAAGCAGAGCGACAUGAAGCGCGCGGGCUCGACGCUCGCGGUCGCCUCGCCGGGCGCGCCCAAGGCCCCCCGCAAGCCGCGCGCGAGGCGCGGCGCGGACGCCGCCGCCGCCGCCGCCGAGUCGAACCCGUCUCCGUCGCUGGAGGCCGGCACCGUCGUCAGCCCCAACACCGGCGCGGAUGGGGCCAUCGGUGCCUCGUCGCCGAACGCGGACGCGCCCGAGCCCAGCGGCGGCAGCGCGCCGGGCCGCCCGGUCGACGCGGCGCCCCAGGCAGAGAACACGUUCCAGGUGGUCUUGCCGUUUGAAGAGGCGCCCAAGCCGGCGCCGCAGUACAUCCCGAGCAUCCGCAUGUUCGAGGCGCCGACGCGCGACUUUAGCGACUCGUUCAAGCCGGACUGGCAUGUGCCGCACGUACCGCGCGUGCAUGCGAUGGGCCACGAGCCCGACCUGUCGCACAAUGCGAGCCUCUCGGUGUCGGAGCGCGAGAAUGCGCCGGCGCCGCGCAAGAAUGCGCUGCUGGAGAUGGCCGAGGACGUGCUCCCGACGAGCGUGCACCGCGCCCUGAGCGAGCGUGCGAGCGCGCUGCAGGCGUCCGCGCAGGGCACGCUCUCGAGCCUCGUGAGCGACUACGCCCGGGCGCUGCCCGUGGACGAGUCGGUGCGGUCGUCGCCGUCGCACGCGCGCCCGUCGUCGCGCCGCCCGCUGAACGCGCAGGAGCGCUCGGGCGCCUAUGUGCUGGGCGGCAUCGUGCUGACGGGCUUUGCGCUCGGCGGCCUGGGCGUCGCGCGCGAGCGGUCCGAGGAGGCGCCGGCCGCGCGCGUAUACGAGCCGCCGCACUACCUGCGGGGAGGCGGCGUGGUCGGCGCUGGGCAGCGCAAGGUGUAA
Molecule: messenger RNA, 1119 nt
Organism: Malassezia sympodialis ATCC 42132
Lineage: Eukaryota; Fungi; Basidiomycota; Malasseziomycetes; Malasseziales; Malasseziaceae
Product: SAP domain-containing protein
Source: RefSeq, a predicted model, not a curated record